AUUCAUUCAUUGAUUUAUUGAUUUAUUUAUUUGUGUAUGUAUGUGUGUGUGAGGGUGAUGUAACAGUUAGUGAAUGACGUUACUGUGUCUGUGAUCGUCGCCAGCUGAGGUAAACAUGGGGGAGGAGUACGAGAGGAAGAGGAUAUCCACUAACCCUUUCUUAUACACUGAUGGCAGUUUAGUGGAAGAAGACGUGUUACAGGCUGGCCUCGAACCUACUGAAGGCUCUACUGAGGGAUCCAUUACCUCCACCAUAACUGGAUCACAGGAAUUACUGGGUGAUCCUGACCAAACCCCUCAAGCAGAGAUCCCCAGCAGACAAGUGUGGGUCAUGGGCCGAGCUGCAGUUAGUAUGUCCAUUGAUAUUGAUGAUGAAAAGUUACAGACAAUGACCGGUUCAUACUCUGAGAUCUUGGAGCGGCCAAUGCUGGGACAACGUAUUGCUGAAGAAGAUGAGCAAGUAGAAGAAGGGGACAAUGACAUGGCCAGGGAUGAUAUGGAUGCCGUUACUCCUGUAUGUUCAAAUGUAGAUCCAGUUCAAGCUUUCCUUACUCAAGAGCGCCUCACUGCUUUCAUGGCCCAUGAUGAUUCACAGGGGGAAGCCCCAGAAUAUGGGGCAGAAUUAUCUUGUGAUAGUCAGAAACGACCUUGGAGUCUAAAAGUGGGGAGAUGUAGCCCAGACCAAGCAGAGUCAGCUCUUCAAGGUGCUGGAAUUGUUACAAGACAAGGAGACAUCAUAUCCUUUGUAGCAGAUGAUCUACAUAACAAGAUAAAACUCUCCAGUCCUGUUUCAAAAACUGUGGCAUCUUUCCCUGGAUCAAGGAGUUCAACCCCAAGUUUAUUACGGACUGCACUUGCCCCCCAAGUGCCACCUAUAGACCCAUCCAUCAUCAAUGAUAUUGAGACUCAUGCUAGGCAUAUUGCUACAUCUGUUGACACACUUAUUGAAAAUCUUACUGGCACUCUCCUUAGUAUCUCUGCUCUAACUGUUGACUGUGUUGAGACUUACCGGGAUGCUGUGUGUAAAACUUGUGAUGCAGUUGAUGCUAAUAUUAAGUCAAUGUACCAACUGAUGGCCAAAACUGAGGAGCUGAGCAAGUCGAUGAAGCCUAUCUACAAGCUUCAAGAGCAAAUUAAGGAAGUGAGGCGCCUCCUCGAUAUGUUUGAAAAUCUUAUCCACUCCAGUGGUUCAUGAAGCUCUCAGGCCAAUGAAUGAAUGAAAGGUCACAAACUUUCACUUUCUUAAUUAACCUAUGAUCUCUUAGGAUAUUAAACAAAUCAUAAUGAAUAAAAGAAAGUGUUAAAUAUACAGUACAUAAAACAGGAGAUUUCAUCAGGAUCCUAAUAUGGCUUAUGAAGAGAUUAUCAUGAAUUUAAGUACAGAGGGUAUUGUCUUAUAUGAUAUAUACAUUCAGUGGUCUUAUGUUGAUCUGUGAGAUCAUUGAUACAGCAUCUGGGUUUCAUUGAACUUUUUAAUAUGAUGUUGCCUUACAUGAUACAGUAUUGCUGAGCUUUUUUCAGCUGAAAAUUUAUGAUAAAAUAAAUCUGUUUGAAAGAAAAUUGGCCUUAUUUGAAGACUAUGAAUAGAACAUUAAGUAACCCUUUAAUGAAAUGUAAAUAGUAUUACUGUAUGUAGAAGUUCCCUAAUGUUAAAUAGGCAAGGUUUUUCUUGUGUUAUAAGGAUAAGAAAUUUGAUAUUCCCUUCUUUGUUAACAUUCAUUUGACAUGAAUAUUGGAAAGUUUGUUAAAGAAAAGCUAACUCUGACUCUUAAGAUGCUGAUAACUUUUCUUCUCAUCAUGAAGAAAGUUUUUAGUAAUCUGUGUUUGUGAUGUAUAUAGUUAUUUCAUGGUUUUAGGAUAAAUUAUGAAACUUUAAAUCCUGAUCUCUGCCCUAUGUGACAGAAGAAUGAGUGAGUGAUAUACAGUACAGUAGUCAGCGAAUAAAUAUUUUCAGUUGAAAAAUUUUACCCUAUGUGCCUGAAACAUGAAAUCUGUGUCCUCAGUGCCUUAGUCUGCAGUUCCUCUUAAGCAUCCCAAUAACCAGUAGAAUGGUGGUAUAAGGUGCUGUAAACUGUACAUUAAGGCCCCUGGCACAUGGAUUAAAAUUUAAGUUAAAGGACAAGUAUACAGUAGCCCCUUGGUAUUCACAAAUUUUGCAUAUAUUCACAAUUUUAGUAAAUGUAUGCUGAUUCCAUAUUCUUGACUCCCUAACCUCUGGUAUUUGCAAAUUUUCAAAGAUUAGGGUGAAAUUAUUACAGUAUCUUAAAACAUGAAAAAUAUAAUUCAAGAAAUAUCAUUUAUUAUAACAGUAACUACAUUGAGGAUAAAACCACAUUCUUUUUCCAUAUACUGUACCACUAUCAAAUUUACUUAAAAAUUUGAGAAUGUUCAGUUUUUACAUAUUAUUCUAUAUUACAUUGAGGUAACUUUUCACUUUUAUUAGAACAUUUUGUAUAUUGAAUUCCAUAUUUGUAUGUUAAAAACAAUUAAUAUUAACCCUAUUUGUGUAGACUAUUUCUCUGACAAGGAGUUUUCUUCUUUUUUUUUUUGAAUGGGAAAAAUAUAAAAUUUUCUUAUGAAAAGGACAACUUUUGCUUGUAAUCAGAUUCCAUGUAUACCCAAUGAGAGAAACAAGCAAUGGGAAGGAUGAAACUGUGUACAGUAUGUGACCAGGUGGGAGGAUGGGUGAGAUUGAGGCAUUUCUGCGUGGGACAGAUUUGAACCUGUUUUAUUAUUGAUUCAUUAUUAUAUUGUCACAUGAUCAGCCUCUUAUGGUGUACAAUUCAUCAUAAAUAAUAAUACAUUCUCAAUAAUAGAAAAUACAUGUAAAUUUACUUGAAAAUAAAAGGAUAACCAGUAUCGGAAGGUAUCUCCUGGCCCCUCAACCCAUGUCUCCCAUCUGUGACACUUCAGGUUAAUUAAAAAUUUCAUUAAAACAAACCAUUUAAUAUGAUGAGAAAUGAAAUAAAAUGAAGUACUGUCCUGUAUUGCGAUGAAAAGAAUCAUACUUUGUUUGCUGAUUACAGAGAAUAAGACUUGAUAGGGCUGGGCUUAAAAGUUGUGUGGAUUGGAGUCAAGACAAUGCUAUUGGUGUCUGCACCUGUUGAUGUACUUCCCAAAUACAGGUUACCUCGGAUAGUCGUGUUUUUAUCAGUAAUUAUAAAUAACAGGUUUAUGGGAAUGGCGCCACAAACACCUCGUGCACAUGUUGAUGCACACUUAGCCAGUACAUAAGCAACAUGUUGAGAAGCAUUUCUACUAGUAGUCAUUAUCAUUGAAUCUGUGGCCAUUGUGUUCCUACUUUUUCUUUUUUUCUUAUUUUGUGUACCAGGGACUAUUCAAAUAAGAUUAGGUUCCUGUGUUCCUUUGAAAAAUGUCAGCUAACUUUGCGUGAACGCAAAUUCUGAAAUAGCGGCCAGUAGUCAUUUUCACCACAUGGCCGGUGAUAACUUUUGAACUAGAUACACUAGAAUUAUAAAUAAGGGGUCAUUUGAGGUGAGAAAUCUGAUGGGCUGGUAAAUCUUUAGUUAGAUCUCCAUCUUGACCUCCAAAUCCAAGAUGGCGGCCAUCGCACAGCUUGUGAAACCCUACGCUGAGAUUAAAACCAAUGAGGUCUUGAAGAAGCUUGUCAAUACUCUCUUCAAAGACUAUGAAAAUUCCUGCAAGCCCAGUAUUGAAUAUCUUUCUUGGAGAUGGUGGAGAUUCUGACUCAGGACAUUCAUGCCCUCAGGACUCAAAACUGGCAUGAGUUCAUAUCAUCACUAAAACUCAUGCUGCCAUGGAUGACAAUCUAUGACAAUGACAAAUAUGGCCAGUAUCUUCCAGAUUUCAGUGCAGUUCUCGACAAUCUUCAGGGUGAACAGGCUGAAUAUAUGGAAAAUGGUCUGUUUGCCCAGUUCAUGACCGGGAAACCAUACUCCUUCAUGUGGCUUGAAUCAACAAUGAAUAAGGGAUCCAAGCUGGAGUCGGACUGGCUUGUUAUUCUCAAUCAUGAGAAACCGUUACUUUCCAACACUCCCAACAUCAAGAACGUAAACAGAGUGAGGGCAAGCGUGCAUCACCAUGCCAAUCCCAACAAAAAUGCUGAUAUGAAGCAUGCCGAUUCGGCGAUGAGUAAAAUCAAGAUAGAAGAAAAAGCUAAUGCAGAUCUCAGUGCAUGCCUCACUGAAUUCAAAUGCGAUCCAUUUGGCCAUACCAAUCAGACAGUUCGUUCUCUGCAGUCAGGCAUUCCGGCUUCCGAAAUGAUCGCUGCUGAUUGAAAUCUGCAAAGGUAAAUGGUAUGGAAAUUUUUUUUUAUUCCAAGGUGAAGUCACUGAACGACCGAGUCCCGAAAACCAGACGCCAAAACUUUACUACCAACAAAGUCACAAAGGCCGACAACAAUAAUGUGAAAGGGAAGACAGAGGAAUUGUUAACAAAUGCCAUGGAUUCCAUUCUUGCCCUAAUUGAAGAGAGUGGUUCCCUCAAACUUGAACAGGUGUUGCAGCAUUGUGUCACAGAAGAGUCUGUCGAUCUUCAACACCAAUGGCACGAUGCGGAAGGUGUAUAAAAGCAAGUUGCAAGAGAAACUCACGAUGACACCCAUACAAGAACCUGAUACAUACACAUAGAUCGUUGACAUGGGCCUAAUUUGGCGUCUGGCUGCCCCAACCACCGAAGAUCGAGAGACGGACGAUGGUACCAAAUACACCUGGAAAGAUUAUAGAAAGGAGGUGGUGCGCACAGUUUUGACAAGGCAUAAAAAUGCAGAGCGGAUCAUUUGUGUGAAUGACCCAUACGAUCAGAGAUGAACAAUUACAGACAAUGAGCGGAUGCUAUGUCAGAAGAGUGCAUCAAUCAGUAACAUUUACAUGAAGUCUGAAGAUAGUUGCUUGCAAUCAAGGACUUCCACCUUUUUCUGGGUAAAGCAGAAAAUAAUUUCCAUUUGCAGGCCUUUCUGCAGGCUGGAUUCCAGAGCACUGCAGACACAUCUGCUGUCAAAAUCUUCUACUGUAUAGGCUCCAGUGCGAAAAACUUCAGUAUAGGCUAGCCUGCACCACAGUUCACGUGUUCCCAUGCAGAGACUGGCACUGCACUGUUUUUCAUCUACAGUGUCUUCUGGUCAGAGGGCUAUACAUAAGCUUUCAUUCUUGACACAGAAGACACCGAUUACUAUGUGCAGGCAGCUUAUGUUGCCCAGCAAAUGUCAGGAGUAUUAUGUCUGAAGAGGAAGAUACAAUUCAUCACCUCUCAAAGUCUAUGCAAUGAGGAAAUGGCGACCUGCAUCGUUCCACUUCAUGUCCUCACCGUCUGCAAUCAUAACUCUGGCUUCUAUGGCACCAGCAAGAAACUGGUGGCAGAUCGUGUCCAAAGUUCUAAGGAGGCACGUGACCUCUUGGCAUCAUGUGGCACAGAGCUGCCAGCCCCAAAAGAAGUCCUCGAUGACUUGGAGAAGUUUGUGAUCCGAUACAUCUAUUGUGACGCCAAGAACACGAAUCUGGGAGAAGUAAGGGCAGCUCAGUGAAGGACACAAAAGAAGACGAACACCGUCCAAGUGGCACCUGACUCAGAUAGUCUUCACCUCCACUUAAAGUAAACAAACUAUCUCAGUUUUCUGCUUAAACACCCAACCUCAAAUUCCAUGCCUUACCCAUUGGACAUGGAUGGCAUUUGUCAGAUGGCCUGUGCCUGCCUGUCCACUACGCCCAGCCCCCACAUCAGUACCGCCUACCCUUGAAUCCGUUGGAUGAAGACUUGGACACAGUGAAAGUGACAAUGGAGAUGUUCUGAUAGUGACCGUGGUUCUAAUGGCAGCAGUGGCCUUAGCAGUGACAGGAACAAUGAUGCUUAAAAUGUAUUGUAGUGAAGCAUAAAAAAGGAACUUUGUUUAAUUUUAUUCAGUAUAUAACCUUGAUACUGAGAUCACAAAUUAUUUUCACAUGGUGGUGCUGCUUUAAUGAAAUCGGUGACCAUUAUCUUCCCACCUGUAUCUAUAAAAUUUCAGAGUGAAACUAUUUUGUAUAAAGGAUCAAGGUGCCACGCUGGAACUAGUGGUAGAAGAAGCUUCAAUCGUGCAUAUAGAUCGGUUGGUUCCUUAGUUAUUCGUUUCCCAUUUUUAACCUUGGCGACGGAUGCCAUCUUGGAUUUGGAGGUCAAGAUGGUGCCCUAACUAAAAAUUUACCACCCCAUCAGACUUCUCGCCUCAAAAUUAGUGGAAAAUGAUCUCUUAUUCAUGGUUCUAGUGUAUCUAAUUCAAAAGUUAUCACCGGCUGCAUGGUGAAAAUGACCACUGGCCAACAUUUCGGAAUUUGUUCUCCCGUGGAGUUAGCUGACAUGUUUCAGAAGUGCAUAGAAGCUAAAUCAUGUUUGAAUAAUCCCUGGUACACAAAUCAACAAUAAAAAAGGGUAAGAAAACAAUGGUCAUGGAUUCGAUAAAAAUGACAACUACGUACAGUGUAUAUGUACCUAGCUUUCCUCCUGAUCUCUAAGCACUUCUCUUAUGCAGAUGACUAUAGUCUCUUCACCUGAAGAUUGCAACUGAGGUCUAUGGUUAGUUUGUAGCAAGGAAGUAGUUUGGCUGGUGCAUGGACGUUGGAAAAGUCACUACAGUUCCUAAUUAUUUAAUUAUUACCUAUACAGUAUUUAAUUCUGAUAUUUUAAGGGAAAAUAGCUAUUCUGUAUUGAUCUCUGAUAAUUUCCACACUUGGGGAAGCAAGAAUUAGCAUGUGAAACAGUGUGGUAAUAGACUAUAGUUUGUCAGUGUCACUCUUGCCGAAGCUAUCAUUUCAGAAUUUACUCAGUGAAUCUAUCAGUUCUUUAAACUCACCCUCAUUCUCUGAUUCCCAUUAUAUUUUACUUGUUUUUCUAGGAUGUCAAGGCAUCACAAUGCAAUGAGGGGUCUUUCUCUGCAACUCAUCACUGGAAUUGCCAGAUACUUCCUCCAUGAUAACAAAAACUGUUUCUGGUUGAAGGAAGGACACGAGGAGGGACCAACAUGGGGAAGGAAAAGUUUCAAUAAAUCACUCGAGCAGAAAGUUUUUUGUUAUACUACUAAUAAGAUGACCACUAUCAUUGGGGGGCACUCAUCAUAUGUUUACAACCACCUUUGUUUAAGGUUAAAAAACCACCACUUAAAAGGCUACUUUUGUUCACUACAGUACUACUUAAAAUUCUUUUGGCAAAUAUCUGGAAAUAUAGAUAUCUUCAUAAUAAAUAAUAAAUGAGACUUGGGACACCCAUGCUCUAUGCAUUGGACAAGCAACUGCUGGUGCUUGAACUUUUAUACAUGUUGACAAUCAAAAGUAAAAUUUCAGAGAAUAAAACUACAUAUACCAGUACUGCUUUUAAAUGUAGAUUUAAAGCAUAAAUUUGAUAGAUACUGUAUAUAUUUUUUAGUUUGGUAAAUACCUGUAGAAUAAUAAAAAUAUGUGCUGUA
Molecule: messenger RNA, 7414 nt
Organism: Homarus americanus (American lobster)
Lineage: Eukaryota; Metazoa; Arthropoda; Malacostraca; Decapoda; Nephropidae
Gene: BORCS6
Exons: 8
Coding region: 116-1195 (359 amino acids)
Biological process (GO): lysosome localization
Cellular component (GO): BORC complex
Source: RefSeq, a predicted model, not a curated record